Molecule: messenger RNA, 438 nt
Organism: Exserohilum turcica Et28A
Lineage: Eukaryota; Fungi; Ascomycota; Dothideomycetes; Pleosporales; Pleosporaceae
Exons: 3
Coding region: 1-438 (145 amino acids)
Source: RefSeq, a predicted model, not a curated record
AUGGCGCAACCACCACUGCCUGCUGCCCAACCCGGCCUAGUCGCGGACAAUAUCCCCACUGUUCCUCUCCCCUCCCCCCUCCCCCCGAUUCAAUCCCACCCCCUUCAUCCGCCCAAGGUUCAGCGCUUCGAUGCUGCUUCCAUCCGUCCCUCCGCCCCCGCCCGGCCACGGUACCCGCCAUGCACGCAGCGUUGUGUGCAUUGCUUCUUCGACUACAUCUACACCUACAUCCGCCCUCGCUUCAAAUCGCGCACCAAUGCUCGGGUCAUCGGUCACGGCGAGCUGUGCUUCUUUCGCCUUUCUGGACGUUCAGCUUGCUCCCCUGGACUCCGAGAGAGCGCCAUGGACAUGCCCCAGACGGAUUCCCUUCCGCAGCCUCCAACCUGGGCUGUGAGCGAGACCGACUGUCAGACGCUUGGCGAGGCGUGUUGCCUUUGA